AUGCCAUGUUGUGGUGGUGGUAGCAAUGGGCCUUGUGCCUGCCGAUCUGGAACUAGAGAUGUCGAAGGUGACUCAGCUGUAGGUUUAAGAAUGUCUGGGCCUAAUGACCCUACUCCAGAGCAGAUUUCUCUCAAGGGUGAGUGCGCUCCUGAAAAGUGCAGCGGCUGCCCUGCACGAGGAGCAUGCUCUAGCCGUGGAGCAGACAAUAGCACGAGUGUUGCUAUUUCAGAACGCAUUCAGCAUGUAGGCCGCAUUUUACUUGUCCUUUCCGGUAAGGGUGGCGUUGGGAAGUCUACCCUGGCUACUCAGCUGGCGUUCUUUCUUGCUGACAUCAUGGGGAAGUAUGUGGGGCUUUUGGACUUAGAUAUAUGUGGUCCGUCUAUACCAACUAUGACAUUUACUAAAACUGAACAAGUGCAGAACUUGCCCACAGGAUGGGAGCCUGUUAGCGUUUCUCACACACUUCAAGCGCUUUCUGUUGGCCACCUGGUGACACAGGAGGACGCCCCAGUGAUCUUGCGUGGCCCAAAAAAGCAUGGCAUGGUGAAACAGAUGCUAACAGAGACUAAUUGGGAAUUCGACCCCCGCUUUCCGAAGAGCAACAUCAUUAUAGUAGAUACGCCACCGGGUACAUCGGACGAGCACCUAUCCAUAAUAGAUAUGUAUCAGAGUACAAUCCGUUAUAUGCAAUCUAACGGAUUCCCCAAUGUUCCUGUAUUAGAAGCAGUUGUGAUCUCUACUCCUCAGGAGGUUGCAUUAGCUGAUGUGCGCAAAGAGAUCAACUUUUGCAAGCAGUUAAAUCUCCGUAUUAGAGGAGUUAUUGAGAACAUGUCCGGGUUUGUGUGUCCCUUCUGUGAGGCAGAGACUCCUGUAAUAGAAGCAACAACUGGUGGCGUCAAGAAGAUGUGUGAGGACAUGAACGUCCCCUAUAUUGGGAGCAUGCCCCUUGACCCUCAGCUUAUGAAGGCAGGAGAGGAUGGGGUGGCGUGGUCAACCAUAUGCGACAUAGAGACUUCACCUGGGUAUGAUGCAUUCGCGAAUAUAUGCGGUAAGAUCAUCGAAUGA
Molecule: messenger RNA, 1065 nt
Organism: Giardia duodenalis
Lineage: Eukaryota; Fornicata; Diplomonadida; Hexamitidae
Product: Nucleotide-binding protein 35
Exons: 1
Coding region: 1-1065 (354 amino acids)
Biological process (GO): iron-sulfur cluster assembly
Cellular component (GO): cytosol
Molecular function (GO): ATP-dependent FeS chaperone activity; ATP binding; iron-sulfur cluster binding
Source: RefSeq, a predicted model, not a curated record